Messenger RNA from Coniophora puteana RWD-64-598 SS2, 744 nucleotides. Its product is annotated as heme oxygenase-like protein. NCBI's taxonomy places the organism in Eukaryota, Fungi, Basidiomycota, Agaricomycetes, Boletales, Coniophoraceae. Bases 1 to 744 code for a protein of 247 amino acids. The record is from RefSeq and is a predicted model, not a curated record. The transcript is spliced from 2 exons.
AUGGCAUCGACAGCAGUAGAAGACACACCGCCUCUAACGCACCACCUGCUAAGCCUUUCCACGCCGCGGCCCUACGCAGUUGCUACGGAGCACGAGUUUCUCGAGAGCGCUGGCAAGCUCACGCUGAACGCAGACAGACUCGCCUUCUGGCUCUCGCAGGACCGGAUCUACGCCGCACACGCGUAUCCCCGCUUCAUCGGCGGGCUUAUCACCAAGAUCCCAUUCGAGUCGAGCGGAAAAGAUGAGGAGAAGAACAGGAGAACACUGGAGAUGCUCUCACAGGCGCUGCAGGGCGUCAUGGACGAGGUGCGGUUCUUUGAGGGGACCGCGAAGGCACAUGGGUUGAACAGUGAAGGGUGGAGGGAGAGAAAGGCGACGAGGGACUACACAGCUGAGAUGGCGAGGAUCGCGAGUCUGGGGACGCUUGAGGAGGGGCUGGUGUUCUUAUGGGCCAUGGAGAAGGCAUACCUCGACGCCUGGCGCUAUGUUCGCUCACUCUUCCAGCAACCGCUGACAGAUGUCGACGAGACGGGGAAAGCGAUCGUUGAGCUCACAACGCAUUGGACGAACCCUGGAUUUGUUCAGUUCGUCGAAUCGCUUGCGUCAGCGGUGGAUGAAUGCUAUGCAGGAAAGGCGAAAGACGGGGUUGCGUGGAAGAGCGCUGAGGAGCUGUGGGCGCGCGUCGUUGAGCUGGAGGAGAUGUUUUGGCCAAAUAGGGGCGAAGAGACGACAGGACGUCUGUAG